CAGUGUUAUCUUCCUAUUAGUACAAAAUGCUGCCUUGUUGUUGACAAUAAGAUAAAUUUUAUUAAAAUAAGUGAUAUUGUUAGUAUUUAAAUGUGAAAGAGAGUUAUUUAAUUAUUUAUAAUUAUAUUUAUUUAAGUAGUGUCAAUGUUGGAUUACCGGAGAUAUUAUUUUAUUUAAUUACACAAAAUGGACUUCAUAGUAGGCGGUCUGGCGGGGGCGGGGGCGACCAUCAUCACCAACCCCAUGGACGUGGUGAAGACGCGUCUGCAGCUUCAGGGCGAACUGCGGGUGCUGGAGCGAGGCUCCGCGCGGUACCGCGGCAUGCUGCACGCCUUGUAUCUGAUCGCCAGGACGGAUGGGGCCCUGGCGCUGCAGAGUGGGUUGGCGCCGGCUAUGCUGCUGGGGUUCUCUAUGAAUUCUGUCAGGCUAGGACUCUACCACAUAUCGGAAGUGAACGGCUGGACGCACACAGCCGAGGGUACGGUCAGCAUCCACAAGGCCAUGUUCUGGUCGUGCGUGGCUGGCGCCGCGUCGGGGGUCGCCGCCAACCCCGCCUCCGUCGUCAAGACGAGGAUCCAGGCCGCCGCGCACCCCAGCAUCGCGGUUGGGAGACAACAUCGGUAUAAAGGCACCCUGGACGCAUUCUCCACGAUCUACAGGACGGAGGGGGUCCGCGGCUACUUCGCGGGCCUCACCGCCACGUGCUCGCGCCUCGCCGUGGGCAGCGCCGCGCAACUCACCACCUUCUCUACCUCAAAACAAGCGUUGGUGUCGCACGGCGUGUGCGAGCAUUCGCCGUUCGCGCUCGCGUUCGCGGCGAGCGCGAUCAGCGGCGUGGUGGUAGCGCUAGUCAUUUGCCCCUUCGACGUAGCCACCGUCCGGCUUUACAACCAGGGUUCAGAGAAGACUCAGGGAGGUCUCCUAUACAACGGUGUCAUCGACUGUCUCCGCAAGAUAUACAGAACCGAAGGACUCUACGGUCUAUACAAGGGGGUCGGACCGCUGUACUUGAGAAUAGCGCCCCACACCACACUGUCUCUAGUCAUAUGGGAUAUGUUGAACAAUAUACUAGCCAAAGAUAGCUGAAACUGUA
Plutella xylostella (diamondback moth) is the source of this 1093-nucleotide messenger RNA. Its product is annotated as solute carrier family 25 member 35. Lineage: Eukaryota; Metazoa; Arthropoda; Insecta; Lepidoptera; Plutellidae. The record is from RefSeq and is a predicted model, not a curated record.